UUUGAGGAAAUGAAAGACCCGUAGCUAACGGGUUUAUAUCGUUGAUGUUGAAUUUAGUUAUCGUCUCUCUAGCUAUACUUAAUGAAUUGUAGAGCUGAAGGUUCUAUGUGGUCGCAUCCUAGUACAUAGGUAUCUUAUAUGAAAAGGGAAAUUUGAAAACUACAAUAAACUUCCCGCUCUUUUCAACCAAAUCCCAAUGUAAUGCAAACCCCAACUAUUAUUUGGUAACAGAACUGGUUGCUCUCCCCCCUAUUUUAUCUAGACCUCACUUGAAGAAUAUGCACUUAUACAUAGUGGGUAUUUGCUCCACUUUCGGGUUUGGAAAAUUGUUGAUCCACCUAUAUUCUUUUUCCUUGCCAAUUGCUUAAUUGAAUUGAAUUAUUUCCUCGUGUUUGUUUCCCACUAUCUGAUCACGACAAUUCUCAAGCCCCAGACUGCACAAUUUCGAAACACCGGCCGAUACGGUUUCGUUCGAAGCUAGGAGCUAAUUCUCGAUAAUCGAAAUUUGCGUCGGGAGCAAUCCCCAGUACACCGGUCUGAAAUACGCCAAGUAGGAGGUUGAAGAGCUUGGGGUCGCGGGGAGUCGCUUGGGACCUUAAUUGGUGAGCGGUAUUUGGCGUUGGAAAAACUAAGGAGUACGAGAGCACGUAUUAUCCGGCGACUACGGCGGGUGACAGCGGUUGGAAAGCCUUUUGCACACCAAACGACCUAGGUGGAAAUCUUAGGCGGCGAGCCUCCAAUCCAACACCAUGUUCAGACCUAUAUCCCGUGGCCUCUUCACGGGGUCGCCCCGCGCCUCCCUUAUCCCAUCAACCCAGACCACAACUGCUGCGGCGACGUCCUUAUCUCUUCAAGUAGACUCUACGUCUCGCUCGAUACAUACCACGGCUCCCCGUACGGCUUACCAGAAUCCAAGGGCACCGGGCUUUAGAGGCGGCGAUCCGAGGACCGAGAAGAAGGGCAAUGCUCCUCCGCCCGAUCCUCGAAUCACGAACCUGAAAGUAUCUAUGCCCCGUACCGUUCCCGCUCCACUGCGAUUCGCGCGUAACCGCUAUCUACGCCACUGGACUAUACAUAGGGCUUGGCAAUUAUACCAGCGCCAGGAGCGGGAGAGGGAGCAACAUGAACUAGAAAGGAUGUACCAAUCGAUGCAUAACGCCUGCGAGGAAUUGCGUAAGACGAGCGGACCGGGUACACGUGACGAAGGAUACCUGUACCGCGUGGCUAUGGAGAAGAAGGGUGCUUAUGGACACAACGGUAUACCGAUCGAGUACGCAAGACCGCUAACCGAAACGCCAGCUCGCGAGCCUUGGAACUACGACUGGAAGCGGUGAGAGCAGUCCCGGCCAGGCGGAAGGCGUGUGUAAAUAUUAUGUAAAAAGUCUAGAUUGAUCU
Messenger RNA from Hypoxylon trugodes, 1395 nucleotides. RefSeq lists its product as uncharacterized. Lineage: Eukaryota; Fungi; Ascomycota; Sordariomycetes; Xylariales; Hypoxylaceae. The coding region runs from base 750 to 1334 and encodes 194 amino acids. The record is from RefSeq and is a predicted model, not a curated record. Gene Ontology annotation, molecular function: structural constituent of ribosome. Gene Ontology annotation, biological process: mitochondrial translation. The transcript has 2 exons.